This is a messenger RNA of Merops nubicus (carmine bee-eater), 530 nucleotides long. RefSeq names its product NADH dehydrogenase (ubiquinone) 1 beta subcomplex, 9, 22kDa (gene NDUFB9). Lineage: Eukaryota; Metazoa; Chordata; Aves; Coraciiformes; Meropidae. The transcript has 4 exons. The record is from RefSeq and is a predicted model, not a curated record. Gene Ontology annotation, biological process: mitochondrial electron transport, NADH to ubiquinone. The coding region runs from base 6 to 530 and encodes 174 amino acids.
GCGCCAUGGCGGCCUACCUGACGCACCAGCAGAAGGUGCUGCGGCUCUACAAGAAAUCCCUGCGGCACCUGGAGUCCUGGUGCAUCCACCGGGACAAGUACCGGUACUUUGCCUGCCUCCUGAGGGAACGGUUUGAUAAGAACAAGGAUGUGAAGGAUAUGGUGAAAGCUACCGAGCUGCUGAAGGCAGGCGAGGAGGAGUUCUGGGCUAACCAGCAUCCCCAGCCCUACAUCUUCCCCGACUCCCCUGGGGGCACUUCCUAUGAGAGAUACGAGUGCUACAAGCUCCCUGAGUGGUGCUUGGAUUACUGGCACCCCUCGGAGAAGGCGAUGUACCCCGAUUACUUCGCCAAGCGCGAGCAGUGGAAGAAGCUGCAGCGGGAGAGCUGGGAUAAGGAGAUCAAGCAGUUAGAAGAAGAGACCCCAGCGGAUGGCCCGCGGACUGAAGCCUUGCCCCCGGCUCGUAAGGAGGGGCACCUGCCGCCGCUGUGGUGGCACUAUGUCACGAGACCUCGUGAAAUUCCCAUGUAG